GAAUUUAACACUCUGCAGACGGUCCUUUCAGUCAGAGUUGCCCUGGAACCUACACGCGCAGGACCCUCCGCAAACCACCCACAAUGGAUCUCAGACUGCUCGCGAUAAUGGCUUUGCUGACGUUGGCGAUGCACACACACGUAUCGGACGCGAAACCCAUCAGCCUGGUGGAGCGGUGCAGGUGCCGCACCACGGUGAACAACGUCCCUCAGAGGAGCAUCCGCAAGCUGCACUUCCUCCACUCGCCCAACUGCUCCUUCCAGGUUAUUGCCCGGCUGAAGAGCAACCGGGAGGUGUGCAUUAACACCGAGACCAAGUGGCUGCAGCAGUACCUAAAGAACGCCCUGAACAAAAUGAAAGCCAAGAGACAGACCCAGUAAGACCAAGCCCAGCAGGACCGCCCUCUGAACCCACUGCACAGACCCGUCUCUCUGGACCGCUUCCCGCCAACCCAGCACUUACCUGUCUCACCUGGACUCACCUGCAGCCCACCCGCCGCACACCUCUACACACACUCUCUCUUCUGUUAGCGCAAAGUGCAAUUAUGUGUGUGAGCUUCAGUCUGUACAUCUGAUGUAUAUAAAGUUUUAUCUCUUUUCUUUUUGUACUUAAAAAAAAAAAAAGCUUAAAGAUUUCGGAUUGAACGCAGGGCUGUGAUUUUCCCUGAUUAAUCAGAUUUUCAGAAACCACCCAGAAUAAUUUCUGGAGCCACUAUAGUUGUUGGCUUUAUUGCUGAACAUUCUCUACUGCCAUCAGUGAGCAGAGAGUAUAAACGCAUCGCAUUACUUUCACUUAGCAGACACUGCUAUCCACACUGGACUACAGACAUGGAGAUCAUCAGUGUCCAUCUCAGGAACAGCCAGAAAGGCACAGGAAGGCCUGGACGUUUGGGCUUAUGGCACACCCAGGUCCCCUGCCUCUGGCUGACAAAUCUAUGAUCUGAUCCGAUUCUGUCAUUGCCUGAUUAAUCAAGGAAAAAUCACGUCCCUGCUAAUGAAGUGGGAGGGACUAGCAGGCUGGACUCUGACCAAUCAGACAGGCCUGUUGAACAGGAGGAGGGGGGGGGAGGGGGGUGCGGACGUGUUGCCUUGCUGUCCGGCGUUUCUGAGUCUUUACCCCGGCGGUGUGGCUCACGUCUCACAGCAGUUUUGUGAAUGAAAAAGGCCCAAACAGACCCUCACCGCCAUCACUGUGUUCAAUCUCCAUUUUAAAAAAGUCUAUGUAUCGAGCCAUGUGCUGUGUCUCAAAUAUAUUUUUAUUAAAAAAAAAAGGACCACGGAGAAA
Messenger RNA from Conger conger (European conger), 1284 nucleotides. RefSeq names its product chemokine (C-X-C motif) ligand 12a (stromal cell-derived factor 1) (gene cxcl12a). Gene Ontology annotation, cellular component: extracellular region. The record is from RefSeq and is a predicted model, not a curated record. The transcript has 4 exons. NCBI's taxonomy places the organism in Eukaryota, Metazoa, Chordata, Actinopteri, Anguilliformes, Congridae. Gene Ontology annotation, molecular function: chemokine activity; chemoattractant activity. Gene Ontology annotation, biological process: axon guidance; immune response; chemotaxis. The coding region runs from base 84 to 380 and encodes 98 amino acids.